UUGGUACCCAAUGUUUGCCCUCAUCACUCUCUCAGUUACACGGAGACGCCAAAGCAGGCUUAUUACGAGGUGGCGGUGAAGCCUAAGCAAUUUGAACCAGUCACCGUCGAGUUCCCCUGCCAGCCACCACACGAGACGACCGAGCUUUCUGUGAAAGUUCAGCGCCCCUUCAGUCCAGUUUCACUGGAGGUCAGGGUGGAUGCAGAUAAACCGGCCGAGACAGAGACGCUCACAACCACAAUCUCACGCACCAAUCUCGAUGUAGACCUCGCUCAGCAGCCCUCAUUUGCCCCCAUCACGAUGGAAAUACCCUAUGCCUCCCAACCCAGCGAGCCGGCGCGGUUCGCUGAGGGUCUACCAAAGUCGGCGGACAUCCGGGAGGGCGUAACGGUUCAGCUGGCUGCUCGGAUUGCUGGAGAACCCAGGCCAGAGGUGUGCUGGCUGAAGAAUGGUCAGCCGCUGCAACCAUCACAGAAAACCUUUGCCACUCUGGAGUGGUCUGCUGAAGAUAAGCGUUCUACUUUUCAGCCUGAUAAUCGGGCGAUUUUGACGCUCAUUGAACCAACUGUCAGUGACUCGGGUGUCUAUACUGCCCUUGUGAAAAACCCAACUGGACAGGAUACGACAGCCAUCCAGUUGAAUGUGAAUCCAGCAGUUUUUCAACCGACUGAGCAAGUUCCUGCAGAAAUGCCACCAGUGGAGCAGCCGGUUCCGCCACAGUUUGUGAGCGCACCCGUUCCUCUCCCACAAACACCAAUCGGGGACGUCAUCGAGUGUCCAGGCAUCCUUCAAGUUACCGAGGGUAUGCCGACCGUGCUCGAGGUCGAAGUCGUAGGCAGGCCCGAGCCUGUCGUUGAAUGGUUCGUGAACGACCGUCCCGUUCGUCCCGACUACAAGCAUAAGGUGAUGACUCGUCCGGAGGGAACUCACUGUAUGACGCUCGAAUCACCCUCACCUAUCAAUGACACCGGUCGAUAUCGUUGCGUCGCAAGUAACCCCUAUGGCACGUCUCAGCUAGUGCUGACAGUGAAGGUGGAACCAAAACAACAAGCAAGACCUCUACCGCCAAAAUUCCUCACGAAACCGCAGCCGACAAUCACUAAACAACCACAGGAGCCUGUUGUCCUGGAGGCCACAUUUGAGGGCAAUCCACCGCCCAUAAUAUCCUGGCACAAGGAUGGAAACUUCAUGUCUUCUAACAUUGCCCUUGAUCUCUCUGAUAGACUGGUGUCUCCAACUGACGCUCCUGGAGAGAGGGUAAAAAUAAGAACCACAGAAAACGCAACGAGUUUAACAAUUGAAAAUCUGCUUCCCGAAGAUAUUGGAACCUGGCAGUGUCUCGCCUCCAGUACCGCUGGGACAGCCACUUUUCGUACCAAAGUUCAACACGAAGGUCUGUUCCUUGGGUACUUGAUGCCAUCCUGUGUGCAGUCAAUCAACAACGAUGUAAGACCUAACGCAAGGCUACUUUCUGUUUCAGAACCAAGAAGGCCCUCUGUGGAGCAGUCCAAGAAGGUCAUCGUUCCCUCAAAGAGGCCUUCAGUUUCGGGACCUGGAACGACUCCCUACCCGGAGAUCAGGCAGCGACCGAUGCCAGUUUGUUUGACGGAAGGCGAAAAGGCUCACUUCUCCACAAUGAUUACCAGUAAUCCACCGCCAGUGGUUGACUGGUAUGUGAACGGGCAGCUUGUGGUUCCCGGGCAGAAGGUGGAUACGGAUGGAAACCCGAAAGAAACGACCAGUUUUGAUGGACUGUUGCACCACCUGUGUAUUCAUAAUUGCCGGCCAGAGGACGCCGGCCAGGUCACAGUUGAGGCCCGACGCAGCGAUGUUCCAAUUGAGGUGUCUAGAACCGAGCCGAACGCGCUUGUUACGGCAACAACCUCGCUAGAGGUUUUACCAGCACCCAGCAAAAUUCCCCAGUUGCGAUCGGUUCCUAGACCUGUCGAAGAAACGCCCGUGCCUGUCGUCGAAAUGCCGGCCGAAAAGCUCCCACCAAUGAAACCGCCCCAAUUUACAACUAUUUUGCACACACUUAACACACCCUGUGGCCAGCCCACUACGUUUGAAGUGGACUUCCUCGGCGAACCACUACCGGUUGUGGUCUGGUACAAGGAUGGUGUUGAGGUGCUCAACGAGGUACCAUGUGACGAGCGCGCCGAACCGGAGCGUCCUUCUGAUACCCAACACACAGCCGCAGCAUGCCGGAGUGUACUCGGCUGUUGCAACAAACCCUGCCGGGCAGGCAACGACCACUUCAAGACUCAACGUCGUCCCUCAACCUAUUCGUAA
Dibothriocephalus latus is the source of this 2292-nucleotide messenger RNA. Lineage: Eukaryota; Metazoa; Platyhelminthes; Cestoda; Diphyllobothriidea; Diphyllobothriidae. The record is from the annotation of a GenBank genome assembly.